This is a messenger RNA of Chenopodium quinoa (quinoa), 1653 nucleotides long. RefSeq lists its product as uncharacterized. The coding region runs from base 164 to 1393 and encodes 409 amino acids. NCBI's taxonomy places the organism in Eukaryota, Viridiplantae, Streptophyta, Magnoliopsida, Caryophyllales, Amaranthaceae. The record is from RefSeq and is a predicted model, not a curated record. The transcript has 10 exons.
ACAUAAAUUCAAAGUAGUAGAAGUGUAAUUUGGAGUAGUGUACUUAUAAGAAAAAUGAAAAUGAUUUCAAAAAUGGAUAUAAAUUUUGUUAAACAGGGUAUCCGUUUAAUGAAAUGGGUAAACCCGAUUCGUCAAAAAUGGAUCCAAUCACGAUUUGGGAACGAUGAAAGUGAGAGCAGCAAUGGUAGAAAAGCCAGAGAAUUGCACAGCAGAUGAACUUCAUUAUGUAAAUGUUCCAAAUAUAGAUUGGCGACUUGCACUCUGGCGUUACCUUCCUUCUCCUAAUGCGAUGAAAGCUAGAAAUCAUCCACUGUUAUUGUUGUCUGGUGUUGGAACUAAUGCUGUUGGAUAUGAUCUCUCCCCUCAAUCCUCGUUUGCCCGUCAUAUGUCAAGCGAAGGAUUUGACACAUGGAUUCUUGAAGUGCGAGGUGCUGGAUUGAGUAUGAGAGGUUUAGAGUCCUUUAAAAGGUUAUCAAAGUCGAAUCAAACCACUGCUGGUCAAUCCCAGAUUAAGGAUUUGAGUUUGAGUUUAUCACCACUGCCAUUUCUUGAAAUGAAUGAGCAACUUGUGCCGAUGAUGGAAGAUAUUCAAAGGCAGCUAAACCUGUUUUUGGACAGUGAAUGGGAUUUUGAUCAGCUCGUAAAAGAAGAUCUGCCUUUGGUGGUAGACUACAUUAAGACGCAAUGCAACCCUCGUGAUGGAAAAUUACUUUCCAUUGGGCACUCUAUGGGUGGUAUUUUGCUGUAUGCAGUGCUCUCAUUGUGUGGAUUUGAAGGAAGAGACUCUGAUUUUGCAGCAGUUACUACACUAGCAUCAACGCUCGACUAUUCAUCAUCAAAAUCUUCUCUAGAACUACUCUUGCCUUUGACGGAUCCUGCAGAGGCUUUAAAUAUCACAUCGAUUCCCAUGGGCACUAUAUUUGCAGCACUGCAUCCUCUAGCUUAUCGUGCUCCAUUUAUAUUGUCCUGGCUUAAUUCUCAGAUAUCUGCUCAGGACAUGAUGCUUCCAGAAUUGUUUGACAGGCUUGUGCUCAAGAACUUCUGUACAAUACCUGCAAAACUCCUCUUACAAUUAGCAACAGCCUUUGAGAGCUCUGGUUUACGUGAUCGAUCUGGAACAUUUUUAUACAAGGAUCAUCUCCAUAAGAGCAAUGUCCCUAUCUUGGCCAUUGCUGGGGAUCGCGACUUAAUCUGUCCCCCUGAAGCUGUAUACGAAACUGUUAAGGUGAUCCCAGAGAAAUUGAUUACAUACAAAGUUUUUGGAGAAAUUGGUGGUCCACAUUAUGCUCACUAUGAUUUAGUGGGAGGCCGUUUCGCUGCCAAGAAGGUUUAUCCGUGUAUAAUUAAUUUUCUCAGUGCUCAUGAUGAACUCGAUACAUCUUUUGCGGGCUGAAUUCUGUCACUGCGUCUUGCUCCUUCAUCUAAACAACCUACGUAGUAUAAAGAGUAAUCCAUAAGGCAUGGGACUCAUACAAAGAUCUUAUUUGUACAGUACACAGGAAUAUAGAUAAGCUGAUUUUUUUUAGUUUAUUAUUCUUCAUUUCUUCUGUAUGUAUAUACACACAUACUUGUAUAAUUUUUCACAUUCUUGAAAACAAAUGGAAUGAAACUACAGUAUAAAAUGAAUUGUCUGCAUAUACCUCCGUUUUUAUU